This is a messenger RNA of Chaetomium globosum CBS 148.51, 900 nucleotides long. RefSeq lists its product as uncharacterized. The transcript is spliced from 2 exons. Gene Ontology annotation, cellular component: mitochondrial matrix. Gene Ontology annotation, biological process: cytosolic ribosome assembly. NCBI's taxonomy places the organism in Eukaryota, Fungi, Ascomycota, Sordariomycetes, Sordariales, Chaetomiaceae. The coding region runs from base 1 to 900 and encodes 299 amino acids. The record is from RefSeq and is a predicted model, not a curated record.
AUGAUGUCCGUUCGUUCUAUUGCGCGCUCUGCGCCCAGGGCCCUGGCCCGUGCCUCCACCACAUCCACCAUCUCCCGCUACCAGAGGACGAGCAGCAUCCUCAGCGCCCGCCCGACCUCGCUCCUCCGCACACAGCAAGUCUCUGCCUUCUCAACAUCAAUGCUUCGGAAGGCAAUGGCCGGCGAGGUGGACGAGGAGGUGUCGGCCAAGCUGGCCAGCGAGAUCGACUUCGAGAAGGACGUCAAGCAGAACGAGCCACUGCCCGCCAGCAUCAAGGACUUCUUGGACAACAGCCCAUUCAAGGUUGAGGACGUUCCCGGCAGUGAGAAUGUUGUCCUUACGCGCAUGUUUGGUGAGGAGAAGAUCACGGUCACUUUCUCUAUCACCGACCUGCACAACUACGAGCCCGACAUGCUGGAUGACCAGGCCAUGGAGGAUGACCUUGACGAUAUGGAGCACGGCCACAGCCAGCAGGACCAGCGGGGUGGCGCCGCCGACCUUGCCCAGGAGGGCAACGAGGACCUCGAGGCCGGUGAAGACGAGACCUCCGUCCCCUGCCGUCUCAACAUUGUCAUCGAGAAGUCCAACAACAAGGGCGCUCUCAACAUUGAGGCGGUCGCCCAGGACGGUGCCAUUGUCGUCGAGAACCUCUACUACUAUGCCGACGCCAAGCUGGCCCACAGCACCGACGCCAACACUGUGCACGCCGCUCAGAGCACAUACCCUGGCCCGCCGUUCGGCAGCCUCGACGAGGACCUGCAGAUCCUGAUGGAGCGUUACCUCGAGGAGCGCGGCAUUACCCAGGCGCUGGCCAUCUUUGCGCCGGACUACAUGGACUACAAGGAGCAGAAGGAGUACAUGGCGUGGCUCAAGAACGUCAAGGGCUUCAUCGACGCUUAA